Molecule: messenger RNA, 768 nt
Organism: Chenopodium quinoa (quinoa)
Lineage: Eukaryota; Viridiplantae; Streptophyta; Magnoliopsida; Caryophyllales; Amaranthaceae
Product: meiotic recombination protein SPO11-1-like
Exons: 2
Coding region: 1-768 (255 amino acids)
Biological process (GO): reciprocal meiotic recombination; meiotic DNA double-strand break formation; meiotic DNA double-strand break processing
Cellular component (GO): nuclear chromosome
Molecular function (GO): DNA binding; DNA topoisomerase type II (double strand cut, ATP-hydrolyzing) activity
Source: RefSeq, a predicted model, not a curated record
AUGCAUCAAAUUCAUUCGGAGCAUAAACUUGUUCUGUGUGAGAUUACUAUUGGAUUGAUUAUAUCAAAUUUGAAUGAACCCGAUCAUAUGUUUAUUACUAUGUGGGCAUUAUUUUACAAUGUUAAAGCAAUAUUUUUAGGGAAGAAUCGAAAUUCUUGGGUAGGUUUAAAAGAAACCAUUGUUAUUGAUUUCAACGACUAUCUAUGCUGCUUCUUUGGUCCCUCAAGGAAAUCUUUGGGGUUAUUUGGCAGUGGGCAAUGCCGAGGAUUUGUUGUUGGCAGUAUUAUAAUCACGAAGAAAACUACAAUUGCACCUUACCGGGAAGAACUAAACUGUACUGGAAGGUGUGGUCAACCAGAUUACGAUACUCGUGUAUUUUUUAGAACAGUCUCUGAUACUUUUGAUACUUUACCGGUUUUUUGUUUAGUGGAUUUCAAUCCAUGGGGUAUUGGUAUUUUUCGUUCAUACAAGUGCAGUUCUUACCAACUUACUCAUGUGAGCAAUCAUCUUACUGUCGGGAGGAUGCAAUUUCUUGGUCUGACUUAUACUAACAUUACAUCAUCUGGCAUCACCAAUGAUUAUUUCACUUCAAUGUCGGAAGUAGAUCGCAAGUGUGCGUUGGGAAUUCAAGAUGAAGAAUGGAUUUCAAAUGAGAAGCAAGUGGCUGAGAAUAAUGGGCAUCACCUUGAAAUGGGGCUCAAGGUUGAUAUUGAAGUCAUUCCACUUUGGAUUCGUACUUAUCUAAGCAACGAGCUUUUGCCCGCCUAA